AUAAUCAGCUGUCAUUCUGUCACCUAUAUAAAAGUUACUGUAAACUAAAAACAGUUAAUUUAAUACUUAUAUAAAUUAUAUUUAUAUAUAACAGGGAACUCUUUUUUAAGAGACGAAGAAUAUGACUUGACGUAUUACAGAGUACUCACAAACAGUACAAAAGGGUGACAGAGUAACUUACUCUAGACUUUAUUUAAAAUAAAAUAGGUUCAAUACAAGACUAAGAUGACGACACCAGGAACUUCACAACCGGCCACGGUACAAGAAUUCAAAAUCAGGGUGCCAAAGAACGUGAAGAAGAAAUACCACGUGAUGAGAUUCAACGCGACCCUCAACGUUGACUUCGCGAAGUGGACUCACGUGAAGAUGGAGAGAGAGAACAACAUUAAGGAGUUCAAGGGAACGGAAGAGGAAAUGCCAAAGUUCGGCGCCGGUUCAGAAUACGGCAGGGAUGUGAGGGAGGAGGCUCGACGGAAGAAAUUUGGUAUCAUCUCGCGGAAAUACAAACCUGAAGAUCAACCCUGGAUACUGAAAGUAGGCGGGAAAACUGGCAAGAAGUUCAAAGGUAUCCGCGAGGGUGGUGUCUCUGAGAACGCAGCCUACUACGUCUUCACGCACGCCGCUGACGGAGCUAUCGACGCCUACCCUCUACAAGAAUGGUACAAUUUCCAACCGAUCCAGCGCUACAAGGCGCUUUCCGCCGAAGAAGCGGAACAGGAAUUUGGAAGACGUAACAAGGUGAUCAAUUACUUCUCACUGAUGUUCCGUAAACGUAUGAGAGGGGACGACGCGGCCGACGAAGACGAUCCCGAUGACAAGAAAACCAAGGGGGCGAAAGCUAAGAAGGAUCUGAAGAUAUCUGAAAUGGACGAGUGGAUAGAUUCCGACGACGAGUCCUCGGAUUCAGAAGGAGACAAAGACAAAGAGAAGGAGGACAGCGACUCCGGCACCAAAAAGAAGAAUAAGAAGAAAGCGGUGCCAAAGAAGAAGAAGAAGGUCAAUGAUGAGGCGUUUGAAGAGAGUGAUGAUGGAGACGAGGAGGGCAGGGAGAGAGAUUAUAUAUCAGACUCGUCGGAGAGUGAGUCCGACCAUGAGACGAAAGCCAACAAGGAGCUGAAGGGAGUCGCCGAGGAAGACGCUCUGAGGAAACUGCUGACAUCGGACGAGGGUACGGACUCGGAGCAGGAACAGAAACAAGAGUCGGAGGGAGAAGACGAGCCCACCAAGGAGGGGGAGGAGAGAGCGAGCAAACUCACCAAGAAGAAGAAGAAGGAAGACGCCAAGAGAGACACCAGCAGCGACUUCAGCUCAGACUCCGACACCGACCCCGAGAACAGCAACAAGAAACAGAAGAAAGGAAAGAACAAUGACGCGAAAAACAACAACGCGGGUGGUAGCGCGAGCACGUCUCGCUCGUGCACUCCCACACCUUCAAACGCGAUGUCCGCCGUGGCCGCAGCCAACGCCGCCAACAACCAGCCCGCCAAGAGAGCGAAGCUGGACCCCUCGUAUACGGAGUGCGGCGUCACGGAGGAAGCCGUGCGCCGUUACUUGACCAGGAAGCCGAUGACCACCACGGAGCUGCUGACCAAGUUCAAGUCCAAGAGGAGCGGCGUGUCCUCCGAGAGGCUCGUGGAGACCAUGACGCAGAUCCUCAAGAGGAUCAACCCCGUCAAACAGAACAUCAACGGCAAGAUGUAUCUUAGCAUCAAACAGACGUGACAUUAAAAUGUGACAUUAAAAUCCA
Messenger RNA from Danaus plexippus (monarch butterfly), 1747 nucleotides. RefSeq names its product general transcription factor IIF subunit 1 (gene TfIIFalpha). Gene Ontology annotation, biological process: transcription initiation at RNA polymerase II promoter; positive regulation of transcription elongation by RNA polymerase II. Bases 226 to 1722 code for a protein of 498 amino acids. The record is from RefSeq and is a predicted model, not a curated record. The transcript has 13 exons. Gene Ontology annotation, cellular component: nucleus; transcription factor TFIIF complex. Gene Ontology annotation, molecular function: TFIIF-class transcription factor complex binding; RNA polymerase II general transcription initiation factor activity; DNA binding. Lineage: Eukaryota; Metazoa; Arthropoda; Insecta; Lepidoptera; Nymphalidae.